UUAUUCUUAAUUGUAUAUACCUAUGUAUGUGCAUAAGUAUAUGUGUCACUAUGUCUAGAAAAAAUAUCAGUGGCAGGGUAUUUAGCUUCAAAGGAUAAAAACUUAAAUGGAAAAAAAUAAAUAGAAACGAAAUAGCAGAAAAUCAUGCUUUUGAAGUGAGCACCUCCUUGAAUAUGAAUUCAAUUGAAUUAAAUUUUCAUAAAAGCCAACUUAAAAUCAGCAAUUUGGGGUAUACAUUCUUUUUAAUAUAUAACAAUAACAAUAACCCUAUCAUUGGUAAUAAGUGAAUAAUGCCGGCGUACGAAAUUAAAAAUUAUUGUGCAAAUAUUAUGCGAAUGUAAGUGGAUUCAACAAUUUCGAGAAAGGCAGCGAGACAAGCAAGCCUUUUGGUCAUUCAACAAACAAGCUCAAACUCAAAUAGUUUAAUUAAAAUAUUUAUUUCGAUGUUGCGUUCUUGCCAUGCAUCGAAAUCGAAACGUGCUUACGCAAAACACAACAAAGUGAAAUUUGCAUUAACCAGCAGCAGUAGCUACAUAUAAACGUGCGACAAGUUCGAUGUGAAUGUUGAAUUGUACCUAUGCUUAAUCGAAAAUGAAUACGGACGAUGAAGAGCGUGUCUGUCUGCGUUCAGAGGAAGAACGCAAUAUGGACGACAAAUUGAUGAGCGUCGAAGUGCAUUUACGCACAUUAAGCCAAUCGCCGUUAGCGAUGCAACGCCAACAACAACGUAGAUUAAGCAGCUACAGCACGCAGAGUACAACAAAGCCCACAACCCCAAUUCAACGACGGCGCUGUUCCGGCGGAAAUGCCUUUACUAACAGCGACGAAUAUGAACAGCCACGUCCGACAUUGGCACAACACGAGAUUCUCGACCAAGAUGAUAGCAAAUACCCGCGCGUGAAUAUGGACAAACCCAUAGCCAUGUCGUUGACCCUCGAUGUCACCGAUAAUGGCGAUAGUGGCGUGGGUGGUGACGAGGAAGCCGACAUGGGCCUCAGUAAUCCGGCGGCACAAAUUGGGGAUAAUGAUGAAGCCGUCAUCGCUGCUGAGGUUAAGGAUGAGGAUGUAGUCGACAGUAGUAUAUUGCGUGUGAAGCAACUGCCUGAUAUGUCGAAAAUUCCACGACUUCCUGGCGAUGGCGCCCAAAUGGACGAUCAGCAGUCAUCAAAUUCGCUGCAAAUCUCUGCAAUGGAUAACAAAACAUCUCCGAAUUUGAGCCGAAAUACAGCCGUUGCAGGACGUGGUGUAGGCGGUGGUAAAAAUAAGCCAAUACGUGUACAAUCCGUGCGCAUUGUUGAACAGAGAAUGAAGCUGGGGCCCAAACGACGCACCGAAAGCUGCAGCAUAUUCGCCAACACCAGCAAUUAUGAUUGUGAGGUAGAGGAUUGCAAACCGGUAUCUCAGCCAAGACCGCUCAACAAUCAAACAUAUUCGGCAUUCAAAAGUGCCAAUGUUGUCAAAGGCAUCUUGUGCCCAUCGCUAACGAACUCAUUUAAGCAGCAUUCAUUGGAGCGUUCUUAUCUGACUUAUACCCAUCGUCAACGCCAAAAGUCAUUGAUCAUUGUAAAUCUGGUCGAUUUUAUGCUGAAAAUAACGCUAGCACUUAUUUUGUUCCUUAAAAGAAAUAAACUUGAGAAAAAUACGCGCAAUGAAAGCUACAACAACAUAACGAAUAAUGGAACAGAAGAAGUAAAAUUUACAACUUCAAUUAUCUGGUCUGUUUGUUGUAUUGUGGCUAACUUAGGCAUUUGUUGUUUGGGCUUUUGGAGAUGCUUUGCCAAUAACUAUUUGCAUUGGGCCGCCGUAUGUACGUGGGUUUUAAUGAAUAUACAAGGUUUCGUUGGACAAGGUAUAGGUUUCACGUAUCGCGAAUACUUGGUCUGGUACAUCCUGUUCGUAAUAUUUGUGCCGUAUGCAAUGCUGCCGUUGCCACUGAAAUGGUGCGUCGUCGGCGGUACCAUCACUGCUAGUUGUCAUCUGGCCGUAAUUACCAUAAUAAAAGUUAGGCGGAAAGAACAAUCUGACUGUAUAGCAUUUCAAAUGAUCGCAAACUUCAUUUUGUACACGGCAAUUAAUGUGGCUGGCAUGUACACCAAGUAUCUGACGGAUCGUGGGCAGCGCCUUGCUUUCAUCGAAACGCACAAAGCCAUGGAACAUAAAAAGGAGUCGGAGAAGGAAUUGCAACGUACCCAAAAGUUGUUGGAUUCAAUACUACCGAAUAUUGUGAACAAUCAAAUUCGCGCUGAAAUGUAUAAAGGCACCGAUCCCACUGUCGAAACACAAUUUAACAAACUCUAUGUGUAUCCGAUGGAUAAUGUUAGUAUACUUUUUGCCGAUAUCAAGGGUUUCACUGAGUUGGCAAGUAAAACAUCCGCCCAACAACUGGUCAAAAUUUUGAAUGAUCUAUUUGCUCGUUUCGAUCGCAUCGCCGAGGACAACCACUGUUUGCGUGUGAAACUAUUGGGCGAUUGCUAUUAUUGCGUGUCACAGUUUGAAAGCGACAAUUGGAAGACCCGACCGGAUCAUGCGGUAUGUAGUGUGGAGACUGGCUUGCACAUGAUAAAGGCCAUCAAGGAUGCACAGCUGCACACGCAUGUUGAUUUGAAUAUGCGAAUCGGCAUUCAUAGUGGUUCGGUGAUGUGUGGCGUUUUGGGCAAUAAAAAGUGGCAUUUUGAUGUUUGGUCCAACGAUGUUAUUAUUGCCAAUCACAUGGAAUCUGGCGGUAUUCCCGGACGUGUACACAUCUCAGAAGCCACACUUAAGUGCCUCAACGAGGCCUACGAAGUGGAGCCGGGCAACGGUGGUAGUCGAGACAAUCACUUAAAAAUGUUGAACAUCAAAACGUAUCUUAUAAAGCGCACUGAACCAUUAAGACCAAAACGUCGCUUUGGCACGCGCAGCAGUCAACAUUUGGCCAACACCAUUUGCAGUGCGCCCGGCUGCUCGGAUACUAGCACUCCUACUGCCGUCACAACACCCGCCAGCAUAGACUCCAAAUCCAUAUCUACCGCAACUGGUGGCGAGACGCAACAGCAACAGCAACAACAAGCAAACUUAACACCAAAUCCACUUCCACCACUUGUUUCGCUGCAAAAGAAGAAUAUUUCGGUAAACUCAUUGCCAAAUGUGAUGGAAGGUGUAGCGUUGGAUAAUGGCAGACGUGUGGGUGAUGGCAUCAAUGGGACAGCCAAAAAUGGGGGUGGCGGCGGUUCAACUGGCUUGUCAACGGUGUCAUCACCUACAGCGAUGACUGAGCCCGCAGUGGUUCACCAGCAGCCGUUAAAAUUUAACGGUACCGCAACUAGUGUACAGAAUCUGACCAGCGCACUCGACCCAAAAGCAUUAAUUAUCGAAGAUGAACCAACCACUGAAUGGACACCGGAAAUUCCAUUUAAAAAUCUCAAUUCCCCACAAGACGGUCUCAACCGAAGUGACUCUGUUUUAUGUGAUACCAAACAUGAGCAUGGCCUUUCAAUGACAGUGUUGGAUGAAGAGAUUGACGAUUUUAUAGAACAAAAUAUACAAAUAAAUUCCAAUAAGGAAAUUCGACGAGAGUACCUGAAUACGUGGACCUUGAAAUUUAAAGACUCCUGUCAAGAACAAAAGUUUUGUCAAUUGCGUGAAGAUAUGUUUAGAUCAAAUAUGCUGUGCAUUUUUAUUAUAUGGAUUUUUAUUGUGAUGUGCCAAGUCAUUAUCAUACCGCGUUGUACCAAAUUAAUUAUUUGUAUGGUGCUAGGUACAAUAUUUUUGACGUUUGCUUGCGUUCUUGUCAUGGCAGAAGAGUUUUCAAAUCUCCCAAUUUACCUGAAACAAAAUUCCGCCAAACUGGUGCAUCAACGUCGAAGACGGACAUUUUUCAUUUGCAUUGUCAUUGUAUUGAUGUCGGUUUUAAGUGCAAUUGGCUUAGUAUUCUGCCCGGACUCGACGUAUGCUUUUGAUAACACAGACAACAAUAACAUUACUACGGCUAGUAACCAGUUACAUAGCAAUUACGGCAUUAACAAUUCAGUUACUGCUCUAAUGGCAAGUAAUAGUGAAAAGGAAAUCAAGUUGAAUGUCUACUUGUCGGCGACAAUACAUCACAAUAUAACGAUAAAUGCAGCAAAUGGCACAAUCGUCGAUGCAUUCAUCACCGACAAUCUAACAGCAGCACCAGCUGGCGAUCUCGUGCGCCAAAGUAUUGUUAAUGCGUUAAACUUAACACAAACACCCAUAAAUCUUUUAAAUGCCACGUCGAACAAUACAAUCGAAUCCUUUGAACAAUCUCCACGCUCAAUUUUAUUAGCAGCCGCCGCUGCUGCUGCUGCUGCUGCACCGGUCUUCAACGGCAGCGAAAAUGAAUCGGAUUUGGCUUAUGUAAAUAACCUGGAACUUCUCAAUAGUCUUUCCACCGAAGUCAAUGCCUCAGAGGAGUUGACGGGAAGUAGAAAUGAUUGCGCACAUCCUGAGUAUAUAAUUUUCACUUGGGUGUUGUGUCUUGUUUCGCUGGCGACGGCCUUGAAGCUCUACUAUCUCAUCAAAACAUUCAUGGCCAUGGCUAUGGUCGGCUGCUAUAUGAUCUUAAUUUUAACAAUCUUUCCGACGCUCUACGCAUCGUCAGCUGCGUACUUUGAUUAUCAACUUAUGGCGAUGCCUUUGGAUGUGCAGAUGAUUAUAUUGCUGUGCUCAUUUUUGAUAAUGGUGGGCUAUCAUGCCCGUCUUGUUGAGGUCACUUCGCGUUUGGAUUUCAUCUGGAAGGAGCAAGCUGAGCGUGAAUUAAUGAAUAUGAAAUCGAAUCGUGCACUCAACGACACAUUAAUUAAGAACAUUUUGCCUCAUCAUGUAGCUGCUUAUUAUCUCUCCGACGAGCACACAGAUGAAUUAUAUUCGAAAAAUCAUUCUCUUUGUGGUGUUAUGUUUGCUUCCAUACCUAAUUUUCAGGAUUUCUAUUCGGAGGACAUCGACAAUGGAAAAGCAUGCAUACGAAUUUUAAACGAGAUUAUAUGCGACUUUGACGAACUCUUGGAGGAACCACGUUUCGCCUCCAUCGAGAAAAUAAAAACGGUUGGCGCCACCUAUAUGGCCGCUUCCGGUCUAAAUUCAGCACAUUUGCUUGCACGUGGAGAAACAGCGGAAGAUAGCGUUUGUGAUCUGGUUGAGUUCGCUUUUGCGAUGAAGCAAAAGUUGGAGGAAAUCAACAAGGAAGCAUUCAACAACUUUCAACUACGCGUGGGCAUCUGCAGCGGACCAUUGGUGAGCGGUGUGAUUGGUGCGCGAAAGCCGGUCUAUGAUAUCUGGGGCAAUACGGUGAACGUGGCCUCACGUAUGGACUCCACCGGCGAGAAUUGGCGCAUUCAAGUUUCCACCAAAACUUCGGAACUAUUAAAGGCCAAGGGAUACACGUGUGUGAAACGCGGCAAGAUAAAUGUGAAGGGCAAGGGGCUAAUGGUCACGUACUUUGUGCAUCCUAAAGGCGCCAGUGAAAGUCAAUUAUCUUCACCGGUACGGCUGCCGGCGGGUGUGCCGCUAUCGCAGACACCGAAUUUACAACGCCAAACAUCGCAUCAUGGCUCUUUCAGCGCCGUAGUGUUUGGCAUGUUGCAGGCAUCGAAGCGUAGCACAACCAUUGCGGGCACACCGACUGGCACUCCCUCACCGCAAAUAAGACGUGGUCGAUGUGGUAGUACCUUCAGUUCGGUGCGCCUAUCGCAAAAGUCUACCACCACCAAUAACCCGGUGAGGCGGAAUACAACACGAGUGCGUGGUCGCUCAUAUCGACAAAAGAAGAGCUCGUCCAACAACUCGAUUGUAACACAGACCAGUAACUCGUAUAUAUCGUCCUUUCGAGGUAUCGAUCAAAUUGAGACGACACUGUCCAAAAGUCAUAACGAUGCUUUAUAGCCUAUGCGCAAUUGGGUGUAAAAUGCACCUGUGCAUGGCAACAAAACUUAUUUUAUUUAUUAUACUUACAAUUAGCUAAAAGUAGUUUAGAAUACAUAUUUACGUAAAUACGUGCAUAGAAUAGGUGCAACACUUUGUCGAAAGAAACAAUUUUAAAAACACUUCACAGUGAUCCCUUUGAUGUACUUGUAAACUGAUUUCAAUUAAGCAAAAAGUGCAUUUAUUUUUCGACCGUUUUUUAAGUUAGAUAGAUUCAUAAAUAUGUAGGUAAAAUGUAUAAUAUAUAACAUAUGCAUGUGUAUGUACUUAAAUGUCUGUAAUUCAGUUACAUACGGCGAAAGUGAAUGUGAACAGAUUUAGCUUUAUUUUAAUUGUAUGUAUAAAGAAACUAAGAAGUGUAAGAUGAAUUUUAAAAUUUCCCUAGAAGUUAAGCAAUCAAAGGACAACACUAAGCAAGUAUAUUUCAAUGUAUGUGUGCACAUGUGAAUAUAAGUAUGAUACCAUAUUUUGAUAACAGAACCCUAUGGUAUAAUACAGACGUAGGCCCCAAAAGCUAUAAGGUAACUGGAGGAGUUCCUCAAGGCUCUGUACUACGCCGGACUCUGUGGAAUAUUAUGUAUGAUGGAGUGCUACGCGUUGAACACCACGAACAAGCAAGUAUUGUUGGGUAUGCAGAUGAUCUAGCUGUGGUAGUUGUAGGGAAACGCUAGAAGAGGUUUCUCGAAGGGUAGAGGACACAAUCAAUAAAAUUAAACAAUGGCUACAAUCGUAUAGGCUAAGACUAGCAGCCCAUAAGACCGAACUGGUCCUCAUAAGUUCUCGGCGAAAAGUUGAAAACCUUCAAAUUAUGGUUGAAGGUCACAUUAUAACAUCAACAGAUACCAUAAAAUAUUUAGGAAUGAUGGUCGACAGAAGGCUCAGUUUUAAAAAGCAUCUGGAAUACGCCAGCUCGAAAGCUGCAAAAUCCUGCGCGGCUUUAUCGCGACUGAUGCUCAAUGUGUCGGUAUCGUAUCUUUAGAAGAUUCCACCUCCCAGGUCCGCAUACCAAAAAAAAAUGUAGAUUUUGGAGUGAGAAACAUGUACACUUAAAAAUACCACAAAAGUAUUUUUUUGUUUCAUCAAACACAUUUUACGAACUUUAUUAAAUUAAUGAAAUAAUGAUAGGUCCACAUAAAGAAAAUUAAAGAGUCGUUCUUAAAGAAAUAACACCGCCGCCGAAACCGAAGAGAUUGAUUCGUGACUGUCAUUCGGGAGUGCGUGGAUUCGAAUCUCGCAUGAACAUCAAAUAAUCCAAAAAGUUUUUUUCCAUAAUAAUAGCGGUCGCCCCUCGGCAAGUAAUAGCAAACGUCCGAGGGUAUUUCUGUCAUAAAAAAUCUUCUCAUAAAAACCAUUGGCCGUUCGAAGUUGUUUAAAACUGUGGAUCGCUCCAUUUGACUACAAAUAGGAGGAGGAGCUCGGUCAAAUACCUUACAGAGGUGUACGCGCCAAUUAUUUUUUUUUUUUUCUUUGUUCAGAAAUGUAUUUUAUUUUUAUUUUUAUUUUUAAUACGCAGCUAAUUUUAGUUUUUUGAUGUAACCAAAAACCAAUUAGAGUGUGUACUUAAGCAAUCAAAAUUAACUAAAAAAAAUCGUGGAACGAAAUAAUGAUAGGGUCAUAUACGUGAAAUGAAAAAAUUUCAUAAAAAAUUAAGCUAUUGAAUUUAACGCCAGCAAUUUAAAUUUUUUGGGUGAGCCCUGAAUAAUUAUGAUUUGCUGUAGUCGUCAUGGCAUUGAAUCGGCUUUCUGACGGUUUUUUUCUGCAAUGACAUCCGUGAAGAGAAAACUCUCAUUAGUACUGCUAUACUGGCCAAAAAAAUAUUACCUCACGGGGCUGGUUAGCUACUAAAUUAUUGUUGACGCCGGCGAAACUCUGUGUGUCUUAGGUCUUUACAUACGCGCAGAUUCUCUUCCUACUGAUUAGCUGAUUUCUGCAUAAAAUCUACAAUAUUUUCUUGGAUUCGCGGGUGCAUAGCGGGGGCAUUAAACAAGUCGUCUUCAACAUCUUCUUCCCUGUCCGUGCAGAUUGGGAAGUUUGGUGAACUGACAUGGCCAAACCUAUGUAGAUAUUUUCUUAAUACCCCGUGCCUUGAAAGAAAUUGGAUUAGGUGGUAGUUUGUUCCCCCGUGGUUCCUUUGUAGCCACGUUGUCUCGCGUACAUCUACUCUUGGGCGAGCUGUUCUAUCUGCCCUGGCAGUAGGCGAUAGUCAGCGAUUUCUUUACGCAUUGCUCUAUCGGCAAGUACGCAUAGCCUUAUAAAUAAUCUCUGCAUUUCUUUAGCCAGAAUAUCAACUAGGAUUACUCCUGCUAUGAAGAACGAUGCGCCAUCAGAAAUUGUCGAUAGUCCGCAAAGCGCUUAGUUCGUUUUUUUUCAUGUCUAUUUAGGUUCAUGUGCUUUCUGACGUUGUUUUGAUCAAUUCGACCCAACUCAGUUCGGAUUACAUUUUUUAAUCUUUUAACAUUGUUAAAUUGUCGCCCAUUGUUGAAAACUUGUUUUGACAGGAUGCUUCAAAGAUUUUCUAUCGGGUUGCGUCCUGGAUUGCAAGCGGGCCAUUCUAAAAAUGGCAACCAUAGGACUUAAAAAAAUCCUUAGUUCUUUUCGUGGCUGUGAACUGCUGCGCUGACCUUUUUAAACAUAUCAUACAUUCGGGAUCACGAAGACCGCAAUAUGCGUUAUUUCUACAAAAAUGAAUGUCGCAAAAUACACAGAGCUGAGCGUUUAGCUUCUUGGUAAAUAUUACAUGUUUUUUAUAAUGAGAUAUAAAUAGUUCGUCGUGCAUCAUUGCUCGACCGCAGAAUGCAAAUUGUAGCUGUUAAAUGGGUUGCGUACCUCAUGUAGAAACUUCGCAUCAUCUGCACACAUCAGGCAAUUUGCAAACUUAAAAUGAUUCGGUACGGCAGUAAUAAAAAUUUCAAACAACAACUAGGGCACAAGGGAAUAGAGGGAAAUGGGAGAGUUGACGAGCUUGCUAAGGCAGGCAGCCGCUUGCUCAGUUUUGAAGGCGGAACUAGACGAGGAACUAACUCUGGAAGUGCAGUCUAUAUGGGAAGCUUCGACCUCCCACAGGAUAGCCAAAAUAAUGCUUUGAACUUUCAACGCGAAAACAACUAAUUUUAUUUUAUCACCCCCCAAGGAAGGAAUGUAAAAUAUUGUAGCACUCCACAUCACGCAGCUGUAAUGGGAUUGGCCCAGAACCAUGCGUGUAACUUAUGCGAAGAAAAAAAGGUUGCGUUAGAAUACCUCAUAUGUCUCUGUCCUGUUCUCCUUACAACUAUCUGGGAUCGGUAUACUUUUCAUUUUUGAAGGAUAUUGGUGACAGAAUUUUAAACAGUUUAUUAAAACUCGCCAAGACCAAGACGAACUAUGAUUAACACGACUCCGAAAACAUUGAUAACACUACGGACCCUUAUGGUCGGAAAUUUGAGAAAUUUAUUCUGAUCGGCCGAGUAUACCUAACCUAUACUAUGUAAUCAAUCAUCCUUUUGGCCGUGCUUCUCGCGCAAUUUGUAUUAAGCGUCUCUAUGUUGGAGCUACAGUUUUAUGCCGACUGCGACGAGCGGCAAUUGGUUUUUAUGAGAAGCUUUUUCGUGGCGUAAAACGCUCAAAACAUUCAUGUUUUUUAACGAAAUGCGGCCGUCAUUUGAAAAAACUUUUUUCUAUAAUUUUAAAUUUCAUGUCUUCAAUUGGAUUUGAACCGAUGCUCACUGAAUGGUAGUCGCGCACAAAUCCGCCAUGUAGACGGCGGCAGCACAACAACCUUCGUAAAUCAACUUAUCUGGCAACUCUUACCCGUAAGACGUAUCGUAAACCUACAGUUAGAUCACCUCGAUUGUAUCAAUUAACAGGCUCGGGGUAGCGCUAAUGUCAUGCCGCUACUACAACAAUAACAAUACCAUUUAAUUAUUUGCAAAAUUAAAUCGAUCUUGACAAUAUGAGCGUUAGCAACAUCCGUUAACUCUACGCUGGGCACCCGGGUCUAGCGAGACUUUUUCGACUUCGGACAUGAAUUUAAUAUAUUUAUAUUAUAGCUAAUGACUUGAGCUUCCAGGUAGCUUUUGAAAAUUUAAUUUUCUAUCGAUUUAUGGAUAUAACGUUUUCCAAAGGAUCCUCGAGAAGGACGAAAAAAUACCAGACCUGGAUGCCCAACCGAAGAUUUUAAAAAAGGUUUCCGACAAAGGGUUAAGGUCUAAAUUUAUUGGCCAACCUACUGUGCAAAGGAUUAGCCAAAACUCCACUUACCAGUGGAAACCUAAAAUCUGUACAUUUCGAUUAUUAUAGUGUAAUUUCUCUAGACUGAAACGUAACUUAGUAAACCGCUUACUCCAGCCUUAAGAAACUUAGAGAUCUUUUCAUUUUGACUUCGUAAGUUGCAUAGAUUGAAAGCGGUUAGAGUAUUAAGUUUAAUUCAACAAGGUUUCUAAAAUUUGUAUGUGAUAAAUUAAAUUUAUUUGAUGUGGCAUCUUUAAAAACUACUUAUACAGCAUGAUGUAAAAUUAUUAGGUUCAGGCUGAUUUUAACACUAUCUCCACCACAAAGGUGUGUAUUUUAAAAGUAUUGUUUAGCUGAAGGCCACCAGAAGACCAGAAUUAGAAUUAGAAUAGAAUCAAAACAGGUAGGGUCUACUUUUUGUUAGCUCACUGAAACUCAGAAGAAAAACAUUUGAAAAAAUGUCAUGAUUUGUUUGGCAUGAGACUGUAUACGUAAGCUGAUUUGACCGCUUGCGUAAACACCUUUAAUUCUUACAUAUCUUUAGUUAAGUUUACUUCUAGAGUAAUUACACUAUUACACUUACAGUAAAUUAAGUUCAAUUUAAGUUCUAUGUAGAUUAACUGGGCCUAUACUUAUAAGUAAAAAAAACCGGCUAUUUGGUCAGUGCUACCAUUGAGAAAUUGUUUAUCAAAUUAAUUGUUUUUCUUUAUCAUGAAACCCGUAGUGGUAAAUUCGUGCAUACAUACAUACACUCUGAGUUUAUUGUUGUCGAUAAAUGUACUAUUUAAAUGCAUAAAGUAAAUAUGUAUAUUAUAUGUGCCUAUAUACAAAUAAUUGUCUUAAUAUGUAUUUAUGUGCAUUAAUGAAAAUAUGUAUGUAAUUUUAUCUACUUUUAAACUUCUUUUAUUCGUCUAGUCGUUAGCUUUAAAUAAAAUU
Molecule: messenger RNA, 11061 nt
Organism: Anastrepha ludens (Mexican fruit fly)
Lineage: Eukaryota; Metazoa; Arthropoda; Insecta; Diptera; Tephritidae
Gene: Adcy8
Product: adenylyl cyclase 78C
Exons: 24
Coding region: 592-5880 (1762 amino acids)
Biological process (GO): intracellular signal transduction; adenylate cyclase-activating G protein-coupled receptor signaling pathway; cAMP biosynthetic process
Cellular component (GO): plasma membrane
Molecular function (GO): adenylate cyclase activity
Source: RefSeq, a predicted model, not a curated record